AUGAAUAGUAGACGUCUAAUCUCUGCCGGAGCAGCAUGGUUGGUGAGGCAGCUUUCUACGGCUGCAGAGACAGUGGCGGCGGGUUCGACGGCAAAUGGAACGCGGCUCUAUCGGAGGCUCUCUGCUUUGGGAGCUACUGGAGGCAGCGUGUCGAAGACGUUAAACGAGUACAUCAUGGAGGGUAGAAUCGUCAAAAAAUUCGAACUUGAGCGAUGCAUCAAGGAGCUUCGCAAGUACCGCAGAUUCCAGCAUGCCCUUGAGAUAAUGGAAUGGAUGGAGAUGAGGAAAAUUAAUUACUCUUUCACUGAUCAUGCAUUACGUCUGGAUCUUAUAUGCAAAACCAAAGGGGUAGACGCAGCUGAGAAUUACUUUGACAACCUCCCAUCAAAUGCAAAGAACCGAUUAACUUUUGGGGCUCUUCUGAAUUGCUAUUGCAAGGAAAAUAUGGAAGACAAAGCAUUGGCACUUUUUCAGAAGAUGGAUGACUUAAAUUUUGUUUCCAAUUCUUUGGCUUUCAACAAUCUCAUGUCUCUGUAUAUGAGAAUGGGCAAACCUGAAAAAGUUCCUCCGCUGGUACAAGAAAUGAAACAGAGAAACAUCUUUCCGUGCAACUUUACUUACAGUAUCUGGAUGCAGAGCUAUUCAUCCUUGGGUGACAUUGAAGGAGUAGAAAGAGUAUUAGAGGAGAUGAAUAAGGGAGACCAUGACAAAUGCAAUUGGAAAACUUAUACUAACCUUGCCGCAAUUUAUGUUAAAGCUGGGCAUUUUGAGAAAGCUGAUCUUGCUCUUAAAAAGCUGGAGGAAGAGACAAGACCCCGAGGACGCCAAGCAUACCAUUUCGUGAUUAGCCUCUAUGCUGGCACUGGCAAUCUAAACGAGGUUAAUAGGGCAUGGGAAACCCUGAAAUCAAUAUAUCCAGAAACCAACAAUUUGAGCUAUCUUGUUUUGCUUCAGGCUCUUUCAAAGCUAAAUGACGUUGAGGGCUUGAAGAAGUACUUUAAGGAAUGGGAAUCUAGUUUCUCCUUUUACGAUAUCAGGUUAGCAAACGUUGCUGUAGGUACUUACCUCCGCAAUGAUAUGUACAAAGAAGCAUCGGCGGUGUUUGAGGAUGCCACUAAGAGGACUAAAGGGCCUUUCUUCAAGGCUAGGGAAAUGUUCAUGAAUUACUUCUUGAAGUUUCGUCAGGUUGAUUCUGCUCUUAGCUUUAUGGAAGCUGCUAUUUCUGAAGCCAAGGAUGAUGAUUGGCGUCCAUCACCAGCAGUAGCAAGUGCAUUUUUGAAGUAUUUUGAGGAAGAGAAGGAUGUUGAUAGCGCUGAACAAUUCUGCAAAAUUUUGAGGCGUUUUAACUGUCUCAAUUCUAAUGCUUAUCAUUUGUUGCUGAAGACAUACUUAGCUGCUGGGAAACUUGCUCCAGAGAUGCGUCGGAGGUUAGAAGAGGAGGAUAUUGAAAUAAGUGUUGAGCUUGAGAGCUUGCUUCAAGGAGUGUGCCCCAAGUAGAUUAGUGCUUAAGCAAAUAUUCAAUAGAUGCCUAAAUCAUCUCCUAGAGAAGGAAACGAAUUCGUUCUAGGAUUUUGACCAGCCAAAAGGAAAGCAAAUUAUUAUAAUCUAUUUUUACCCCCCAAAAAAAGUCUUUAUUUCAUUAAUUUAUUAGGUUUUUCAAAUUUUGUAAAUUUUAUGAGUCUUUGUUGUAGUUAAUAUUUUCUGCUUGGCCAUGACAAGAUUAGCCGCCAUGAAACUUUCAGAUGAAGAUAUUUUCUUAGAUGAAAGUCAUUAAAAUUUUUGUGUCUCA
This is a messenger RNA of Ziziphus jujuba (common jujube), 1789 nucleotides long. RefSeq names its product pentatricopeptide repeat-containing protein At1g02370, mitochondrial. The record is from RefSeq and is a predicted model, not a curated record. The transcript has 2 exons. NCBI's taxonomy places the organism in Eukaryota, Viridiplantae, Streptophyta, Magnoliopsida, Rosales, Rhamnaceae. Gene Ontology annotation, molecular function: protein binding. Gene Ontology annotation, cellular component: mitochondrion. The coding region runs from base 1 to 1497 and encodes 498 amino acids.